AUGGGCGCCAUACGCAACACCAACCGUGGCUACGCUACAAGGCAAAGCAAAACCAUGAACCACGUGGUUCCAUACAACCAAGAGUCACGUCGUAAACGGUCCGCCAGCUCUCCUUCCAACACGCGAGACUCGGGAUACGGUUCGCUGGAAUCAUGCCGGGAGAGUCAAGAAUCCCCAGAAGAAUCUGAUGAGCCUGCAAGGCCCAUUGAGCUUCGCGAGCUGCCCUCCAACAUCAAGAAAACAGGGCGUCCCUUUGCCAACCUGUGCAUGAACUAUGAUGGAAAUUCUUCCGAAGACGAUGAUCAACCCAAGGACGACGGUGAACAAACUCCAAUAACCGGAAGCUCGCCGGAGACUAUCACACGUCCACCCACAAGACUACACAGAAACACAGUCGCUCUGACCGUCAACUACCCUCGCCCACGACCUGCACUUUCUACAUCGCUUUCGUUUGACGCCAGCCCGGCCCUUCCGCGAAGAACUACCAACGGCUCUCCUGUAGCCAGCUUUUCCUGGUCCCGAUCACCAGACCGUUUCAUUCCUGCCAGACCCAGAGAGAGAGAAACUCAGACGGAGAGGUACAGGACUAGGAAGCCAGCGAACCAACUGACCCGAGCCGAGAAGCUUCUGCGGCACAAGGGAGCCGCCGAAGACGCCUUUUGCUCCCCUCGUCGCGUUCCUAGUGCUCCCAUAUUUGGCGACCUUCGGGACCGGGGAGAGCCUGUUCAUCAUGAUGGCAUUAGAUAUGUCCCAACUCCCACUGUUCUCGGACCUAGGGAUCUGAAUGGCACCCACAACGGCGACAGACAGAUCAGCUACGGCGCAGUAUGGGGUGUUGGGGGUCUUGGUCCUGGAAACACCGCUGUUGACAAUGGUCGAGGUCAGCUGGUCACGAGUAGUACAAACGCCAGGCAUUUUCAGUCCAACUUUCCCACACUGCAACCAAGACCCGACGAGCAACGGGAGAAAUACGGUGCGCGCCUUGCGGUGGCUCUCGGCCUGGAUAGAGCCGAGAAGGUACUUAGGGUCAGUCUCCCUCGACAGGUCGAUGCCAACAACCUCAGCUCCCACGGCCUCACCAAAUGGAACGGCGUUCAAUGGGUCAAGGAUCACCCAACAACAGCCGCGGCAUCUGGCAAGCCAUCUAAGAAGCGCAAGCUACCAUUUGCACCGUUCAAAGUCCUCGAUGCUCCCAGCCUACGAGACGACUUUUAUUGCUCUGUCCUGGCUUUUUCAUACAUCAACAGCACCCUUGCUAUCGGGCUGGGUGACAUGGUGUACGGCUGGUCUGAGCACGGCGGUGUACAGCUGUUGAACGGCAGUGCGCGACCCUCGCAGUACGAAUACCUCGACGGUCCCAGUCAUAUCACGAGUGUCGCCUUUUCGAGCACCGAAGGGGAAGCAGCUAUCUUGGCUGUUGGAAGGUCGAGUGGCAUGUUGUCACUUAUGUCAUUGAAAGAUAAGCCGGACCGCGGCGAAAGACAUGGGGCAGGCCGAAGACCUCGAUUCGAACUGUCGAUGGAGUCGCCCGUCUCUUGUCUCAGCUGGAGGCCUUGCCUCAACAAAGAAAGGGCCGACAAGUGUAUGCCUCCCGAGGACCGGGAAUCCUUCGCGUACCGGGCUUCUUGGACCCAUGAGGACUUGCUUGUCGGGACUGACGAAGGUCGCGUGCUCCUGUAUGCGGUCGAUUGGCCAAGUCCGGAGGAGAAGGAGUUGUGGGGCUUGGAUGGCAGAGUAACUCUCUUGCUGAACAUCCAGGUCCAUUCCCAACAGAUCUGCGGAUUGGCUUGGUGCCCCAAAGGGAAUUACUUUGCUACAGGGGCCAACGACAACCUGUGCUGUCUUUUUGACUACGAGGAACUAUGCAACAAUAUGAACAACGCUGCUGAUGAGUCUGGCUUGCACAAUGGGUCUACAGUCGAGACUGUCGAGACCGACAUUCCUCAACAGGAGCCUCCGAGUGACGACACUACAGGGUCAAGACAGAUGCCUGAAAGCCAAAUCCGAUACAUCAAGUCGGACGGAGUGAAGCACAAGUGGAGGCAUGGGGCUGCGGUCAAAGCCAUUGCCUUUUGCCCCUGGCAGGACGGACUUGUUGCAACAGGCGGAGGAUCCAACGACAAGUGUAUACACUUUUUUCACACCAAAUCAGGCUCAGCACUGGCAACCAUCUCUGUAUCGGCUCAGGUCACCAGCUUGAUCUGGUCCACCACUCGAAGGGAAAUCGCAGCCACGUUUGGGUACGCGUCGCCCGAGCACCCGGUCCGCAUCGCCGUCUUUUCGUGGCCGGACUGUCGCCAGGUCGCGGCCGUGCCAUGGCCCAGUGAGCAUCGUGCGCUGUAUGCUAUUCCCUAUCCUAGUGGUCCUGAGGAGGAGAAGCGGACUGAGAAGGGCUACUUGGAUGAGCUGAACCCCAAGAGGCGCUACAAGAUGGAAGGCUGCAUUAUGGUCGCGGCAAGCGAUAAUAGCGUCCGGUUUCACGAAGUGUGGGGGCGAGACGACAAAGUGGCCACUAUGGGCGGCGUCGGCAUGCUGGGGGGCAGCGACAUCUUGGAGGGUCUCGAGGGGAUUGACAAGGAGGGGGAUGUUAUUCGUUGAUUGCUUGGGGUUGAAUGUCAUUGCUCAGGAGAGUAUUUGGACACAAACACACAAGACCCUGCUGUACAAGGGGGUGACUUUUGCUGUGGACGAAAAUCCACAUUGCUACACAACCGGAAGGAGAAGAAGGAACAAAACACACCAGAUGGACGAGAAAUUGAAGAGAUGAGGAUGGAUGCAGAUAGUCAGUCCCGAUAAAGAAUGCACAUAAACAACAAGCUUUUGACUUUGCAACAUUCUUUUGUUCUCUCCCCCUCUCUCUCUUUGGGGUUUUUUUUUUUUGGCCCAUGUUGAUGUUGAUGAGGUGAGGAGAAUCAGCCGUGUAGAUAAUUUUGUUUGUUGAUAGCGAGCAGAAACAAGAAAUUGGUAGCGUCAAAAUCAAAGAUGGAGUCGAACUUUUGAUGAAGAGAUAAUAGCAAAACAUCAAAAAGUUAU
This is a messenger RNA of Podospora pseudopauciseta, 3033 nucleotides long. RefSeq lists its product as uncharacterized. Gene Ontology annotation, molecular function: anaphase-promoting complex binding; protein binding; ubiquitin ligase activator activity. The record is from RefSeq and is a predicted model, not a curated record. NCBI's taxonomy places the organism in Eukaryota, Fungi, Ascomycota, Sordariomycetes, Sordariales, Podosporaceae. Gene Ontology annotation, biological process: anaphase-promoting complex-dependent catabolic process; positive regulation of ubiquitin protein ligase activity; positive regulation of anaphase-promoting complex-dependent catabolic process. Gene Ontology annotation, cellular component: anaphase-promoting complex. The coding region runs from base 1 to 2598 and encodes 865 amino acids. The transcript is spliced from 3 exons.